This is a messenger RNA of Symbiodinium pilosum, 1308 nucleotides long. NCBI's taxonomy places the organism in Eukaryota, Dinophyceae, Suessiales, Symbiodiniaceae. The record is from the annotation of a GenBank genome assembly.
AUGACGGCUGGGCCACUCCUUGCCGCCGAUGAGUGGUGCGAUUGGCAACCUGUGGAGCAAACAGCUUUAGACUUUUUGCUUGCGGAGAAGCAAGACGAAAGCCGAGCAGAUGACAGUGCUGACGAUGAUGAAGAGGAUGAAUGGAACCCGGUCAUGCAAAGUGGAGCUGGCUAUCCAAAUGCCGACGAUGUGCCAACUUGUCCGGUGGGUGGUGACACUGCAGCCACAGUUGACAACGAAGCGGAUGAGGACAGCGACAGUGAUGAUGACUGGGCGCCCCAGUCACAGGGUGCUGCCAAUGUUGAGAAAUCAGAGCAAGAAGCUUUAAAAGUGCUUCUUCAGCCCAAUUAUGUCAAAGACACCCGUCCAGAGAUGCUGGAAACCAAAAAGGAGGCUGAUGCAGCCGGACGAAUGUUGCAUCAACUCCAAAGGCCGCCGACUUGGGAAGAGGUCAAGAGUGAGCUGCCUCGUGGGCCUGACGUGGAUCCGGACCUUUUGGAAGCUCCCACGUACAAGGACAUGACUCAGGAGGAGGCCAUCGACCUGGUAAACCGAGGUGCGAAUGUGAAUUUUCAUGGGCAACAUGGACGAAUGCCCCUGCACAAGGCGUCCGAAAAGGCUUUUCCUCAUUUGAUCAAAACUCUUUGCGAAGCCCGGGCGGAUCCGGACGGCAGAGAUCAGUUCGGUGAAACCGCACUGCAUGUUUUGGCGAAGUCUGGAAGCUGGGAUGAUUCAAUACCAAAAUCUAGGCGCUGCGAAGCUAUCCAAAUGCUACUGCAGCACGGUGCCGAUGUGCAUGCCGUAAAUCCUCGUGGACGCGGAGUCCUUCAUUUGGCUGUUACUGAACAUGAUGCGCCCGCCAUCGAGACGCUCAUUGAGGGAAUGGCAGACGUAAAUGCACAAGAUCUGGCUGGCUUUACUCCUUUGAUGUGGGCAGCUGGCAGAGACGGUGCCGAUUGCGUCAAAAUGCUGCUGGACUGCGAGGCUGACAUGAAUGUCAAGGCAGCUCGUGGCCAAACGGCCAUGACCUUUGCUCUAACCAAUGGAUGCAAUGCCAUAGUGGACAUGCUGGAGAAGCACCAGGCCAUUCUCGAUGCUGAGGAGGCCAAGCGAAUCAAAGAGAGGGGCGAAGGCCGAUCUGAAGACGUGCAGGAGGACUGGGGAGAAGAACUACAGCUGCCGAGACCAGAUUGGGCAUGCAAGCAUGAGAAGCCAGAGGCGCUGCAAGCUUAUGCUGGUCGAGUGUAUGCAGAGGCAAGGCCAGACAGGCACUCAAAUGUGUACGUGGACGCAAAACCCCGCUCGUGA